CCAUAAUGAAAUAUUACCCAAUCAUACAUUUUCUCAUCUCACUUACUAAUAAUAAAAUGCCAAUAAGGAAGUGACUCAACAGCUAAAACUCUCAAGAAUAUUACACUUUUUUUUACAAUAUUAUAGUAUAGCUUGAAAUGUGUACAAUGAAGAUUGUGCUUCUUCAAUCUAUGUUCUUUUCUCUUUUCCUUGUUUCCUUUUCAGUAUUAGCAGCCACUUCAAAAUCUAAGCUCCCUCAAGAGGAAGUGAAAGCAUUGAAAGAGAUUGCAAGAAAGCUUGGGAAAAAAGAUUGGGAUUUCAAGAAAGAUCCUUGUAGUGGAGACGGAAAUUGGAGUACUGCUGUUACUGUUAAAGGAGUUGAGAGCUCUGUUGCUUGUGAUUGCUCUUUUAACAACAAUUCCACUUGCCAUAUCACCUCCAUAGCUUUGAAAGCACAGAAUAUUUCAGCAAAUGUUCCACCAGAAUUCACGCAACUUCGCCAUCUUAAGCACUUGGACCUCAGUCGCAAUUAUCUUAGUGGUUCAAUCCCAUCUCAAUGGGCGUCGCUGCGCUUGCUUGACCUCUCUUUAAUGGGAAACCACUUGUCUGGUCCAUUCCCAAAAGUGCUCACCAGAAUUACUUCGCUGAGGAACCUGAGCAUUGAAGGAAACAAAUUUUCAGGAACGAUACCUCCAGAAAUUGGCAACAUGGUUCAUAUAGAAAAGCUCGUGCUGUCAUCAAAUGAAUUCACCGGAGCUUUGCCAGCCACAUUAGCCAAGCUAACCAACUUAACUGAUCUGAGGAUAAGCGACAACAACUUUACUGGAAAGAUACCAAAAUUUAUCAGCAGCUGGACAAAAAUUGAGAAACUGCAUAUGCAAGGCUGUUCUCUUGAAGGUCCCAUUCCUUCUGCUAUAUCUUCUCUGACAAGAUUAUUUGAUUUAAGGAUCAGUGACCUAAAAAGUGGACAAUCUGGUUUUCCGCCAUUAGAUAAUCUUGAAUCCCUGAAAGUACUAAUACUAAGGAAGUGCUUAAUUCAUGGAGAAAUCCCUGAAUCUAUUGGGGACAUGAAGAAAUUGAAGACACUGGACCUUAGUUUUAACAGCUUGUCUGGUGAGAUUCCAUCAUCCUUUGUACACCUAUCCAAAGUAGAUUUUAUGUAUUUGACAGCAAACAAACUUACUGGACCUGUUCCUGAGUGGAUAUUAUCAAGAAACAAGAACGCAGAUGUUUCUUAUAACAAUUUUACAUGGUCCUCAGCACCUUUUGAAUGCCCGCGUGGAAGUGUAAACUUGGUGGAGAGCUAUUCUGCGUUGGGACAAGAAUCAAACAAAAUUCAUCCUUGCCUGAAGCGGAAUUUCCCUUGUUCUGAGCCAAGAGAACGGCAACAAUAUUCUAUGCACAUUAAUUGUGGAGGCAAAGAUGUAACCAUCAAGAAUGGUACAAAAAUUGCAAACUAUGAAGCUGAUUUAGAACGCAGAGGUGCUUCUACAUAUUAUUCAAGACAUAACUGGGCAUUUAGCAGCACAGGAAAUUUUAUGGACAACGAUGUUGAUUCUGAUGUCUAUAUCGAUACCAAUGUCUCUGCCCUGAAUAAUGUCAAGGCCUCUGAACUGGAAUUAUACACUACUGCACGUGUAUCUCCGCUAUCUCUCACAUAUUAUGGACAAUGUCUAAUGAAUGGAAGCUACACUGUCAAGCUCCAUUUUGCGGAGAUAAUAUUCACAAAUGAUACUUCAUUCAGCAGCCUUGGAGAGCGUAUAUUUGAUGUCUACUUGCAGGAAAAUCUGGUGUUGAAGGAUUUUAACAUUGCAAAAGAGGCCGGUGGGCCGGGUAUUCCCAUUGUGAAGACGUUCACAGUAAAUGUGACAAGUCACACGCUGAAGAUCCAUUUUUACUGGGCAGGAAGGGGAACUACAGGAAUUCCAGUUAGAGGGGUUUAUGGUCCUCUAAUUUCAGCUAUAUCAGUCGAUGCUAAUUUUCCACCUCCUCUGCCUGCUCUGGCUGCUCGGCUGCCUACACCUCAAAAGAGUAAAAUUCAUGUUGGCAUGUUGGCCGGGAUAAUAGCUGGAUCAGUAUUUCUUGUCCUUCUGAUCAUUGGAAUCUUGUACAAAAGAGGUUGUCUAGCCGAAAAAGCUGCUGAUGGAGAACUUAAAGGACUGGAUCUACAAGCUGGACUAUUUACUCUCAGACAGAUUAAAGCCGCGACAAAGAAUUUUGACCCAGCUAACAAGAUAGGGGAAGGUGGUUUUGGCUCAGUUUAUAAGGGCCUAUUAUCUGAUGGAACAGUAAUUGCAGUGAAGCAACUUUCUGCAAAGUCAAAACAAGGAACUCGAGAAUUUUUGAAUGAAGUAGGAAUGAUCUCGGCAGUACAACAUCCAAAUCUUGUAAAGCUUUAUGGAUGUUGCAUUCAAGGAAAUCAAUUAUUGCUAGUCUAUGAGUACAUGGAAAAUAAUUGUGUAUCUCGUGCUCUUUUUGGCAAAGGCCCAAUCGGUAAAAUGAAAUUAGACUGGUCUUCACGAAAGAAGAUUUGCCUAGGAAUUGCAAGAGGUUUAGCAUACCUCCAUGAGGAAUCGAGCCCUAAGAUAGUCCACAGAGACAUCAAGACCAGUAAUAUUUUGCUUGACAAGGACUUCAAUCCUAAAAUAUCUGAUUUUGGCUUAGCAAAACUACACGAGGAUGAUACUACCCACAUUAGUACCAAGAUUGCAGGAACUGUGGGUUACAUGGCACCAGAAUAUGCGAUGCGAGGCUACUUAACCAGUAAAGCAGAUAUUUACAGCUUUGGAGUUGUUGCAUUGGAAAUUGUUAGUGGGAAAAGCAAUACAAAUUAUAGGCCAACGGAAGAUUGUGUUUAUCUUCUUGACUGGGCUUAUGUUUUGCAAGAGCGUGGGAGUUUAUUGGAAUUGGUUGAUCCCGACUUGGGUUCCGACUACUCAUCAGAAGAAGCAAUUGUGUUACUGAAUGUUGCCCUUUUAUGCACUAAUGCAUCUCCAACACUUAGACCAACAAUGUCUCAAGUGGUAAGCAUGCUCCAAGGCCAAAUCCUUGUCCAAGAUGUCCUUUCUGAGCCAGGGAUGUCAACAAGCGGUUCAGGAUUCAGAUCGAUGAGAAGUCACUUCUGGCAGACUCAAAGCCUAACUGAUGGUACGUGUACUGAUUCCACUGUCUCAGGUGGAAAUGCAGAAGAAAUUGGGAUACUUCAAAGAGUAGAGCCUAAUGUAUCUAGCAGUUGAACGAAAUGUAUGUUAACGCCAAGUGUAUAUAUGAACAUUCAAAUGCUUAAUGAAGAUUAAGUUUAUUCUUUACAAAA
Molecule: messenger RNA, 3292 nt
Organism: Capsicum annuum
Lineage: Eukaryota; Viridiplantae; Streptophyta; Magnoliopsida; Solanales; Solanaceae
Product: probable LRR receptor-like serine/threonine-protein kinase At1g07650
Exons: 24
Coding region: 138-3215 (1025 amino acids)
Biological process (GO): protein phosphorylation
Molecular function (GO): protein binding; protein kinase activity; ATP binding
Source: RefSeq, a predicted model, not a curated record